Pistacia vera is the source of this 1082-nucleotide messenger RNA. RefSeq lists its product as uncharacterized. The record is from RefSeq and is a predicted model, not a curated record. Bases 255 to 1082 code for a protein of 275 amino acids. NCBI's taxonomy places the organism in Eukaryota, Viridiplantae, Streptophyta, Magnoliopsida, Sapindales, Anacardiaceae. The transcript is spliced from 4 exons.
UCUCUCCCUCUCUAAUCUCAUCUGUUACUAAUGUUAACCAUGGCGCCCUUCUAUUGUUUUGUCUACGGUUCUUCUUGUCAAAUUUCUACUUAGAAGCUGUUUAAGCGAUCCUUCGUUUUAAUUUUGAAAGGAUAAUUGUUGGCUUUUUCUUCCGUUCGUCGGUUUGUUUCUCUAUUCUCUCUCUAUCUAGGUGUUGUUUUUUUUAUAUAUACGACUAACUGUAAUACGAUAUACCUUGCUGUUGCUGUCUAGCUAUGGCUGUUGUGUUUGAGGGCUUCUCGAUCCGUGAAUAUGCGGCGAAGAUGAGAAGCGUUGACGUGGUGAAAUGCUGGCCGUUUAGUGGAGGGACGGAUGAGAUAAUUAGCAAAGAAGAUAUCGCACCUUUGCUUCCACCGAUCACCGUCACCAAAUUCCGCUGGUGGUCCCACGAACUUGACCUUCUCAGAUCAUCAAACAACUCCAACUCCUCUAGUGUUGAAAAUGCUGAAGCUAAAGAAGAUAAUAAGUUGGUGGAGGAGGAAGAAGAGAAAUUAGAUAUGGCUUGUCCAAUUUGCCGGGUUUUCACAGCAGCCACAGUGAACGCUGUGAAUGCACAUAUUGACAGCUGUCUCGUCCAGGCUUCAAGGGAGGACAGACGCCAAAUGAGAUUGGCCAUAAAGGCAAAAUCAAGACCGCCUAAAAAAAGAUCUAUCGUCGAGAUAUUUGCUGAGUCUCGGCAGAUCGACAAGGUUGAUGUUGAUGACGACAAUUUGGAUAAAGAGGACGGUCAGCUACAUGAACUGGAUUGUACUAGUGCUGAGUUUAAUUUCAAGAUUGAGAAGAAAAAGAAGAAUAAGAUGAAGAAAGUGAAAAUGGUUAACAAGUUGACGAAGAAGAAGAAGUUGAAGAAUAAGAGUUUAAAGAAUAGGCUAAUUACAAACAAGAAGGAUUAUGAUGAUUCAUUAUUUUAUGUCAGUGUUUGGAAAAAAUCUCCUUAUUUGUCUAAGUUCAAUGGAAUGGUACUUCAGGAGAUGUGUGCCCAUGAGAAGCUUCCACUCAUUGGCUAUGCUGAUGAUCCUUUGACUGGGAAACUUAAUUUUUAG